CUGGCUUUGCUGCCUCACUAAAGGUUGGGACAGUUGAGAGUCAAAAACUUGUUAUAAAUCGUCCUCUGGAUCAUGUGAGAAGACCAAAGAGAAAUUAUGUCGUUUUUAUAUAAACUUACUAUAUGACGGAAGAGGGAAUUUAAGUAAUAAUUAAAUAAUUUUCCAAAGACAAAACCAAGUUAAAUGGCCAAAUGCCAGUGUCGGUGGCGGAGGGUGCUCCUGUGCCUUUGCUGUGCUCCUUGUGUCCUGGUGGGGUCUCUCUGUGUAUAUAUCAGCCUGGUUAUAUCCUAUGGUAUUACCAUCACAGGCCCAGCAGCCAAUAUCCCCCAAACUCUACCAAAGCACUUCAUUGCACAGGGGUUAACGAUAAAUGGAUCCCUGGCCCCCCACCCAAGUAGCUCCUUCUGGGACGCCAAUUACCACAGAGGGGCUCUCUGGAACCGGCUCCAAGUGUCCAUUGACCGCUUUUACAACCCAAUCCUAAUGCCCAAGUCCAGGAGAGACCGUUAUGACCAUCUUCACACCAGUAAUGAUGAUAAUAAAAAAAAGCAGUUUUCCCACCCCACUGCAGGCUUCUCUGAGAUUGGGAACCUGGCAUCUAUCAUGGAUGAUUUCCCGGAGCUGUCCUUGCAGAUGCAAAUGUUUGUGCGCUCCUUGCAUGUCAGGGACUACCCCGUCCUCAUUCAGCCUGCUAAUCUGUGUGGGAGUGGGCCACGAAAGGGGCAAGGCCCAUUCCUGCUGCUGGCAAUCAAGUCCCAGGAUCUGAACUUUGAGAACCGCCAGGUCAUCCGGCAAACAUGGGGACAAGCUGGGAGGGUGGCUGGGGAAACAGGUGAAGGAAGGGUGGUACAAAGGGUCUUCCUCCUGGGUAAGAAAGACACAGAACUCGAUGUGGAUGUCAGCGAGCUGCUUCAGCUCGAGAGCCGCCACUAUGGGGACAUCCUCCAGUGGGACUUUCAGGACACCUUCUUUAACUUGACGCUGAAGGAUGUGCUACUGUGGGAUUGGCUCUCUGCCCACUGCCCUCAGACACAGUUUAUCUUUAAGGGGGAUGACGACGUUCUGGUGCGGACCGCUGCCCUGCUAGACUACCUCCAACAGCAGAUCCUCCAGUCAGGGGGGCCCGGCUCAGAGGGCAUGAAGGGAUUUAUGGUAGGGGAUGUGAUAGGAGCAGCCAUACCAAACAGAGUCAACUCCACCAAGUACUUUGUUCCAGAAACCUUCUAUAAGGGCUUGUAUCCACCAUACGGCGGCGGGGGAGGGGUGGUAUAUUCGGGGGUGCUGGCCAUGCGACUCAAGCGUGUCUCCCGGAGGGUCCACCUGUACCCCAUUGAUGAUGUCUACGUGGGCAUGUGCCUCCACAGACUGGGGGUCCACCCCAUCCACCAUCCGGCCUUCCUCACCUUUGACUUCCCCAAGAAAGAGAUGGAGAAACCCUGUGCCUACUAUACUGUCCUACUGGUACACAAACGAAGCCCUGCUCAGGUCAAGAAGCUGUGGUCGGAAAUGAGGAGAAACCACUCAGAAUGCCAGAACACCAGCCUGCGGAAAGACACCACUGGUGAAUGAUUACUGAAAGGUACAUAGGACGUUUGGACGUUCCGCUCCAUAGUGAGUAACGAGACUGGCUGCUUUGAAACUGACUUGCUGUAAAUGACGAAUGUUAAUGAAAACAUGCAUCCACUUGAGAACGGCCAAGGGUCAGCGUUCAGAGAACGUUCAGAGAACAAUGGCAUAUGACUGGCAACUUCCCCUAAUAGUGACACCCGCACUGACUGGCUGUCUUUGAAGGAAAAGUAGUCAUGAUUGUGAUGGACUAUCAACUAGUGAACAAUGUUACACAGAGCUUAACAAUGGGGAAGCUCUGUGUAACAUUAUUUUGUGAACAUGCAACAUUUAUUACUGUGAAACCAAUCAUUCAAGACACCUAGGGCUAUAUUUUAACAAUACUAGCCUUCUAUUUGUGUUAUCAAGAAGUGGGUAUGCUAAAUACUUCUGUGAAAUUUUUGUUUGGGGGGUGUGAGGGCAAGUAAAUAUUUAUUAAAAUAUUAAACAGAAUACUUGGGUCUAAACACUGAUGUCAUGGUUAAGGCCAAACAUCAUUAAACAGUCAAUACCUCCUGUUAAACAGGUUUGGUCACCUACUGGUGGAAGGAAUUCUAGUGCUCAGAUUCUAGGCUCUACAGCUUGUUUACAAGCAAACAUUUUCAAAGCUUAAAUCAGACUGUUUUUAUUGUAUGAAUCAAUUUUACUGAUUUAGUUACAGGAUAAUUGUCUGAUUUAGAUCUAGGUAUUCAAAACAUUGGGGGAAAAGUGGUAAAUGUGUAAGAUGUUUUUUUACAUUGGAUAUUCAAUCAGACAAUGGAC
Messenger RNA from Esox lucius (northern pike), 2367 nucleotides. RefSeq names its product N-acetyllactosaminide beta-1,3-N-acetylglucosaminyltransferase 2. Gene Ontology annotation, molecular function: hexosyltransferase activity. Gene Ontology annotation, cellular component: membrane. NCBI's taxonomy places the organism in Eukaryota, Metazoa, Chordata, Actinopteri, Esociformes, Esocidae. The transcript is spliced from 2 exons. The record is from RefSeq and is a predicted model, not a curated record. The coding region runs from base 184 to 1569 and encodes 461 amino acids.